AUGGCUCUUAAAAGAAUAAAGAAAGAAUUUGGGGAACUUCCUUAAGAUUUACCAACAAAUUGCUCUGUUUGUCUGAUAGAUGAUUAAGAUUUUUAUAAAUGGAAGGCAACAAUCUUAGGAUCUGAGGGAUCUCUCUACUACGGUGGCAGUUUUAAGCUUUAAAUAGAAAUUCCUAUGGACUAUCCUUUCAGACCACCAAAAAUUUGGUUCCUAACUCGUAUAUAUCAUCCAAAUAUUAAUUCAAAUGGAUAAUUAAGUUUAGAUUUAUUAAAAGAUUAGUGGUCUCCUGCCCUUAAAAUUAGUAAAAUCCUUUCAGUUAUUUGUGAGGUAUUGGAAGAUCCAAAUCCAGAUGAUCCAUUAGAUCCAGAAAUUGCAAAAAUUUAUAAAUACAAUAAACAAUUCUUCAUACAAAAUGUAUAAGAAUGGAUCAAAAGGUAUGCAUGUUGA
This is a messenger RNA of Paramecium tetraurelia, 447 nucleotides long. RefSeq lists its product as uncharacterized. Gene Ontology annotation, biological process: protein polyubiquitination. NCBI's taxonomy places the organism in Eukaryota, Ciliophora, Oligohymenophorea, Peniculida, Parameciidae. The transcript has 2 exons. Gene Ontology annotation, molecular function: ubiquitin conjugating enzyme activity. Gene Ontology annotation, cellular component: nucleus. The record is from RefSeq and is a predicted model, not a curated record.